This is a messenger RNA of Plectropomus leopardus (leopard coralgrouper), 1426 nucleotides long. NCBI's taxonomy places the organism in Eukaryota, Metazoa, Chordata, Actinopteri, Perciformes, Serranidae. The record is from RefSeq and is a predicted model, not a curated record.
AGAUGACCUGAAGAGACACUACACCCUGGGGGAGUUCUGGGUGGAGGUGGAGAUGGAGGAUCUCGCCAGUUUUGACGAGGAUCUGUCCGACUGUCUCUACAAGCUGCCGUCUGAGAACCUGCCUCUGCUGGAGGAGGCUGCGAAGGAGGUGGCGGAUGAGGUGACUCGUCCUCGUCCUGCAGGGGAGGAGACGGUCCAGGACAUCCAGGUCACGCUGAAGAGCGACGCACAUCACGCGUCUAUCCGCGGCCUCAAGUCGGAGCAGGUGUCUCGUCUGGUGAAGGUGCACGGCAUCAUCAUCUCCGCCACCGCGGUGAAGGCGAAGGCCACCAAGGUGUGUCUGCAGUGUCGCGGCUGCCGCAACGUCGUCCCCAACAUCCCCCUGCCUCCGGGCCUGCAGGGUUACGCGCUGCCGCGCAAGUGCAGCAGUGACAAUCCCGGCAGAGUGAAGUGUCCCGUGGACCCGUACUUCAUCAUCCCGGACCGCUGCGUCUGUGUCGACUUCCAGACUCUCCGCCUGCAGGAGUCUCCAGACGCCGUGCCUCAUGGAGAGAUGCCCCGUCACCUGCAGCUCUACUGCGACCGGUACCUGUGUGACCGCGUGGUCCCCGGAAACAGAGUGACCAUCAUGGGAAUCUACUCCAUCAAGAAGAUGGCGGCUGCGAAGGCCAAAGGCAAAGAGAAGAGCGCCGGCGUGGGAAUCCGAGCGUCUUACCUGCGCGUGGUCGGCAUCCAGAUGGACACAGAAGGCGCCGGUCGUGGAGCUACCGGGUCCGUGUCUCCACAGGAAGAGGAGGAGCUCAGAGCGCUCGCCGCCACUCCCAACGUCUACGCGUCUCUGGCUCGCUCCGUCGCUCCGUCCAUCUACGGCAGCGACGACCUGAAGAAGGCCAUCACCUGUCUGCUGUUCGGAGGCUCCAGGAAGAGGCUGCCCGACGGUCUGACGCGUCGAGGCGACAUCAACCUGCUGAUGCUGGGAGAUCCCGGAACCGCCAAGUCUCAGCUGCUCAAGUUUGUGGAGAGGUGCUCGCCGAUCGGGGUUUAUACGUCGGGUAAAGGCAGCAGCGCCGCCGGUCUGACCGCCUCCGUGCUCAGGGACCCCAACACCCGCGGCUUCAUCAUGGAGGGCGGAGCCAUGGUGCUGGCCGACGGCGGAGUCGUGUGCAUCGAUGAGUUUGACAAGAUGAGAGAAGACGACAGAGUGGCGAUCCACGAAGCCAUGGAGCAGCAGACCAUCUCCAUCGCCAAGGCCGGCAUCACCACCACGCUCAACUCUCGCUGCUCCGUGCUGGCCGCCGCCAACUCCGUGUUCGGCCGCUGGGACGACACGAAGGGCGAGGACAACAUCGACUUCAUGCCCACCAUCCUGUCCCGCUUUGACAUGAUCUUCAUCAUCAAAGAUCAGCACGACCAGCAGAGAGACAUG